Messenger RNA from Hyaloscypha bicolor E, 1128 nucleotides. RefSeq names its product pyruvate dehydrogenase E1 component beta subunit. Lineage: Eukaryota; Fungi; Ascomycota; Leotiomycetes; Helotiales; Hyaloscyphaceae. Gene Ontology annotation, molecular function: pyruvate dehydrogenase (acetyl-transferring) activity. The record is from RefSeq and is a predicted model, not a curated record. Gene Ontology annotation, biological process: pyruvate decarboxylation to acetyl-CoA. The transcript is spliced from 2 exons. Bases 1 to 1128 code for a protein of 375 amino acids.
AUGUCACGACUCUUGCGGCCAGCUUCUCGAUUGGUAUCAUCCUCCGUCGCCCGACCAGUGGCUCGAAGUGCCUUCCAGUCCCCACCCCGAGUCCCGGUGAUUGUGCAAAACAGAGGAUAUGCGAAGGAGAGUGGUGUGAAGGAAUAUACAGUCAGAGAUGCGCUGAAUGAAGCCUUGGCAGAAGAAUUGGAAUUGAAUCCCAAGGUGUUCAUUCUCGGUGAAGAAGUUGCUCAGUACAAUGGCGCAUACAAAGUCACCAAGGGUUUACUGGAUAGAUUCGGAGAGAAGAGAGUUAUUGAUACUCCGAUCACCGAAUCUGGGUUCUGUGGUUUGGCAGUUGGCGCAGCAUUGGCUGGCUUACAUCCCGUCUGUGAAUUCAUGACCUUCAACUUCGCUAUGCAAGCAAUUGAUCAAAUUGUCAAUUCAGCAGCAAAGACUCAUUAUAUGUCCGGCGGAAUUCAACCCUGCAAUAUCACCUUCCGUGGUCCCAACGGUUUCGCAUCAGGCGUUGCAGCACAACAUUCACAAGAUUAUUCAGCUUGGUAUGGAAGCAUACCCGGUCUCAAAGUUGUCACUCCAUGGAGCGCGGAAGAUGCCAAGGGGUUAUUGAAGGCAGCUAUCAGAGAUCCAAACCCGGUCUGCGUCCUCGAGAACGAACUACUCUAUGGUCAAUCCUUCCCCAUGAGUGAAGCCGCCCAAAAAGACGACUUCGUUCUUCCCUUCGGAAAGGCAAAGAUUGAACGUGCCGGAAAGGAUCUCACAAUUGUUACACUCUCCAGAUGCGUUGGCCAAUCAUUGGUCGCUGCUGAAGCUUUGAAGAAGAAAUAUGGCGUUGAAGUCGAAGUCAUCAACCUCCGCUCCAUCAAACCCCUUGAUGUUGAAGCAAUCGUCAAAUCGGUCAAGAAGACCCACCGCCUGUUGGCUGUUGAGUCCGGAUUCCCAGCCUUCGGAGUCGGUGCUGAGCUCCUCGCACUUACCAUGGAAUAUGCCUUCGACUACCUUGAUGCUCCGGCCCAAAGAAUCACUGGUGCUGAGGUGCCAACACCAUAUGCUUUGAAGUUGGAGCAGAUGUCCUUCCCGGAUGAGACCUUGAUCGAGAACUAUGCCAAGAAGAUGUUACGGCUAUAA